UCUCCCUUCUCCUCCCCCCUUUGGACAGACACGAAGGCCUGCCCGGGCACUCUGCAGCAGAGGACGUACACACACACGCCAGCAGGAAUAGCAGCAGCAGCAGCAGCAGCAGCAGGCGGACUGCCUUUCCAUCCAUCUCUCCCUGCCUCACAUCUUCCACCUCACCACUUUCCUCUUCUCUGUCCUCCUGCAUCUUCUUUUCCUCUCAACAUUUUUCCUCUUUCUUAGAACACCUCUUUUCUCCUCCCUCUCCACGUUCGUUUUCCAUCUCUUCUUCUUCACACCUCUUCUCCUUCCGGCUGGCUGGUUUCCCAGGAUGCCUUGUUCCAGGCCGCUUCGCUAGGCCUUAGCAGCAUGGGCGCAGCCUGGGUGGGGAGAGAGAGCACGGAUUGGACCCUUCCCCUCAGGACGGGCGCGCUGGCGGGUCACCCUCCCUCAGCUUCAGAUGGGCGAGGACGCUGAGAGCCCCAAAAUCAACCACACCUUCCUGCGAGACUACGUCACUGAAGCUGAUGUCAUCUCUACGGUGGAAUUCAACCAGACGGGGGACUUGCUGGCCACAGGGGAUAAAGGUGGCCGCGUGGUCAUCUUCCAGAGAGAGACUGAGUCUAAAGGGGAGUCUGAGGAGGUGGGGGAGACGGGGGACUCUGGAGAGUACAAUGUCUACAGCACGUUCCAGAGCCACGAGCCGGACUUUGACUACCUGAAGAGUCUGGAGAUUGAAGAGAAAAUUAACAAGAUCAGAUGGCUGCCACAACAGAAUGCAGCACAUUUCCUCCUCUCCACCAAUGAUAAGACCAUUAAACUGUGGAAGGUGAGUGAGAGAGACAAGAGACCAGAGGGAUACAACCUGAAAGAUGAGGAGGGACGGCUCAAGGACAUCUCUACCAUCACCUCUCUGCAGGUGCCGGUGCUGAAACCUACAGAUCUGAUGGUGGAGGUUCGUCCUAGACGAGUGUUCUCCAACGGACACACCUACCAUGUUAACUCCAUCUCAGUCAACAGCGACGGGGAGACGUACCUGUCCGCUGAUGACCUCCGCAUCAAUAUGUGGCACCUGGGCAUCACAGACCGCAGCUUCAAUAUUGUGGACAUCAAACCAGCCAACAUGGAGGACCUGACGGAGGUGAUAACAGCAGCAGAGUUCCACCCGCACCACUGCCACUUGUUUGUGUACAGCAGCAGCAAGGGCACCCUGCGCCUCUGUGACAUGAGAGCCUCCGCACUCUGUGACAGACACACAAAAUUAUUUGAGGAACCUGAGGAUCCAGGAAGCCGGUCCUUCUUCUCAGAGAUCAUUUCCUCUGUGUCUGACGUCAAGUUCAGCCACAGUGGACGUUACCUGCUGACCAGAGAUUACCUCACCGCCAAGGUGUGGGACCUGAACAUGGACAAGGGCCCCGUGGAGACGUACCAGGUCCAUGAAUAUCUGAGGAGUAAGCUGUGUUCCCUCUAUGAAAACGACUGCAUCUUUGACAAGUUUGAGUGUGUCUGGAACAGCUCAGACAGCGUGAUCAUGACAGGGGCGUACAACAGCUUCUUCCGGAUGUUCGACAGGGAGACGGGGCGAGGCGUAACCCUGGAGGCUUGGCGAGAAAGCAGCAAGCCUCGGGCCGUGCUGCGGACCCGGCGUGUGUACAGCGGCGGCAAGCGGCGCCGUGGAGAUGUGGGCGUCGAUAGCCUGGACUUUACCAAGAAAAUCCUGCACAUGGCUUGGCACCCAUCUGAGAAUAUCAUUGCCAUAGCAGCCACAAACAACCUGUACAUCUUUCAGGAUCGUGUCAACCCUGAGGCACAGGUACAGUGACAGGCGGGUGGAGGGACAGUGGCAAAGACACACAAAAGACUUGGAUGUCUUAGAGAGGGCAUGGGGAGUGGACAGCCUUUAUGAGACUGCAUCUGUUUGUGUGAUAAAAGAUCGGAUUAAUGAUAAAAUCACAAGACUGUUAAUUUAUUUGAUCUCUAAGGAAGUUGUAUAAUCAUUUUUGUUCAACACUGAGACAACCUGACGUCUCCAGUACCCAUCAGGACAUGUUUUUGGUCACUAGUCCCACUUUUUGAAGAUGUAUGUGCAACUGCUCCACCCUAGGGGCAGUGAAAGAGGUGCGGGGACACCUCUCCAUCUGUAAUGACUCAGUGCUGUUGACCACACUAUGUUGCACUCCUCACUGAUGUGCUCUGGUACCUUUUGACACAAAAUAGAAGAUAAGUGAUGGGUAGCGUCAGACUACAAUGCAUAAAUAUCUUAAGACGAGUUCCCAAUGACUUUGCCAGACAGCGCAUCUAAUUCUAAGCAUUUUUUCACUAUUGUGGAACAUCAGGAGUGGUGUUAUUGUACAGCUCUUCACAACGACAUCCUUUUUGUUCUGUCUACUGGGCAACAACAGCAGCUGAAUCUCUCCUUUAGAGCAGUGCUCUUGGAGACUUACACGUAAUCUUUGUCCUAAUUCACUUUGCAAUAAUAGCACUAAGAAAAAAAAACACGGUGCAGCAGUAUUCCUGCUUCAAAACAUGAGCUCUUCUUCUACAGGUAUACACUCUUUUUACUGUUGGCUGUAAAUAUUCUGCGUUCUUUUUUUAAGGCGAUGCCAGUUUUGGUUCUAGAGAGCGUAAAGAUUAAAGUCUAGUACACUGCAGAUGAACCUUGGAUUUGAUGUAUAGAAAGACUGCAGAAUCGCACUAUUUGUAGCAGUACAUACACUGGUAUUGCUGUAUGUGGAGAGGGAGGGGUGAGUUGUGCACAAACCCACACUUACAGUUUUGUUGUGUAUAUUAGGUUUGUAUUGGGUUUUAAUUCAUGUAAAGUCUACCUUGUCUAAAGUCUACAUACCUACGAGUAGAGCCCGACCGAUAUGGGAUUUUUGAGACUGAUGCAGAGACUGAUGUUAAAUGAACCGAUUACCAUUAUGAUGGCUGAUACAAUCAUUUUUUGAACUAGAAUAAAAAAAGACCUUUUUUUUA
This is a messenger RNA of Centropristis striata (black sea bass), 2961 nucleotides long. It is a transcript of the gene ppp2r2ca, whose product is annotated as protein phosphatase 2, regulatory subunit B, gamma a. NCBI's taxonomy places the organism in Eukaryota, Metazoa, Chordata, Actinopteri, Perciformes, Serranidae. Gene Ontology annotation, biological process: peptidyl-serine dephosphorylation. Gene Ontology annotation, molecular function: protein binding; protein phosphatase regulator activity. The record is from RefSeq and is a predicted model, not a curated record. Bases 446 to 1807 code for a protein of 453 amino acids. Gene Ontology annotation, cellular component: protein phosphatase type 2A complex; cytosol. The transcript is spliced from 10 exons.